UCCCGGGCGCCGCGCGGUCCCGAGGUGCUGGACGCGGCGCCGGUGUCUGCGCUCCCAGAGGGCUCGGGGCCCUGCCGGACAGCCGGGCUGCGGGGGGCGCUCCGGGAGGCCUCCCAACGCGCGCCCCGGUCGCGCCCUUCGGCCCUCCCAUCGCGCUGUCCCCUACUGUCACCUCUUUGCCCGACGGUGAACCCAGCCCGAAAGGCCGAGAAGUGCCCCGCGCCGCGGCCAUCCGCCCUCCUGGCGGCUCCAGGCCCUGCUGUCCCGCCGCCCCGCGUGCCUCUGCCGCCCCCUGCGGUGGCCAGGCCGGAGCCCCUCCCCUCCCUCGACCGCCUUGCCUCUCAGAGCUUGAAGCCCCAGAUUAUUUUUUCUGGAAGGAGGACCAGGAGGUGGAGACGGUCGCCAUCCCCGCCGCUCUCCGUGCACGGACGGUGCGAGGCACACGCGUCCUCUCGCUGCCGCUGCUCUCAUAGGGGCAGCCCCUUCGGGGCGUGGAGCCCCUCCGCGUAGCACCACCCUGGGGCUGCCCCGGGUGCAGCCUCAAGUUGCCAUCACGGAGUGCGGGUGCUGCCGCCACUGCGGAAGGAGGUGGAGAGACACUGAGGGCAGGACUCGGUCUAGAGCAUCCCCACACUCUCCUUGAUCUUUUUAAUGAGGCCCAAAACACACUAAAGGAGUUGGACUUUGCUGGCACAUCUGGUUCUGCAAAGGGCACCAAGCCCCACGGAGCUGGCCAGCCUCAGCAUUCGCCCAUGGAGGCCCUGGGUCCUGGGGAUGACCGCACCUCCCCAGCCUCGUCCACUCGCAGCUUGGAUCUGCGGCGGCUGUCUGCACGCGCCGACUCGGCCUACAGCUGCUUCUCCACAGCCUCUGGUGGUCCCGAGCCACACACGCUGUCACCUGGGACCGGUGUCCUUGCUUACCUCGACUGGGAGAACGUGCGCGUGGUGUGGGGCGGCCCGGACCCCGCCGCGCCCACCGCUGUCCUGCACACAUCCCUGCAGCCCCGGCCCGCAGCCGCGGUACGCAGUGGGCCGCGACCCCCAGAAGUCUGGGGGACCCCCGGGCCGCCCAACCGGCAGACCACCCCGCUGGUGUACCCGCUGACCGCGUAGGCGAAGACUGCAGCGCGGGCCACUGAGCCACGCAGGCCACCGGCCUCACGGGCCGCCUACCGCCAGCGGCUGCAGGGAGCGCAGCGGCGAGUGCUCUGGGAGACGUCGUUCCAGCGCAAGGAGCUCCGCAUGAGCCCGCCAGCCCGCCGUCGGCCCUCCGCACCCGCUCGGCCCCCGGCGGAGCACCCGCGCCCCGCAUCGCUCAGCCACCCGGGCGGGGAAGUGGAAUCGGCGCGCUCUGGGGCUUCCGCGCCACAAACUGGUGGGCGCGGAGACCUCGCCAAGCAGCAGCGGAAGUGGUGUUUCUCUGAGCCAGGGAGGCUGGAUCGCGUGGGUCGGGGCGGUGGUGGGUUGGUCGGGGAAGGCGGCGGCAAGGCCUGCUCCAGCUUCUGCCUUCCCAGGCCCCAGGAGCAUCAGGAGCCCCAGGAGCAUGGAGUACUGGCCGAGUUCGAAGGUUUGUCUGAGCCCCAGACCCUUGGCAUAGAAGACCCAAAUCCUGGGUCCUUAAAGCUCAGUGUUGCCUACAGGCCUCGCUGUCAGAGUCGAAGCCCUUCAGGUGAAGUCUUGGCUCCCUGGGGAGGACCAGGAGAGGGCAUGCCCAUUAUCCAGGCUGUUCCCCAAGGAGCAGAAACCCCCAGACCAUUGUUUAAGACCAGACUUUGCAGAGUCCUGAAUCAGAAGGAAGCUGCAGUGGCAUGUCCUGCAGAGGGCCUCCAGAGAAGUCCUGCGCGUGUGCAGAGGGUCUCAGAGAGCUAUAUGGAGUCUGCCUGGCCCCCACCUCUUCCUGAUAAUGAAGUUUUCCUGGAAGAAGCUCCGCUGGUCAGGAUGAGGUCACUUCCAGACUCUCAUGUGCCCCCAAGGCUCCCAACCAAUGUACAUGCCUCUGACCAGCAGUAUGGAGCUGGCUUGGGCCAACGAGCUGACCAUGCUGCAGUCCUCUAAGAGUACUCCCUCAACAGACACCCAGAGAUUGCAGCAAUAGAUGACUGCUGGUAGGGGAUAGAUGGUUCUGUGGGUGUGUACAGGUCCUGCUAUAGCCCCCCAGAAACUGCAAAUGGUGACAUCCCAACCUUUGACCACACUGGACUGCUAACUACUGACCCCCACACUGCUGCAGAGAAUGAGCCUUUCAAAUCUUUCCCAGUUGAUACCCUGGGACCUCCAGGCAAUGAUUCGCCAGAGACUCCCUCCCACAUUGCCCUAGCUUGGGGCACUGGCCAGCCUGGUUCCAGGUCAACAUGGUCCAGUCUGCGCCUCGAGGAACUGGUUCAGGAGCUGGCCAGACUGAAUCCCUCUCUGAGUGACACUAUUAACUUAUCCCCACCUGUGGGGCUUCUGGAUGGGCUGAUUCCUUUAACUGAGGUCAGGGCUGCAAUGAGGCCAGAUUGUGGGGAGAUUGGAGAGGAGGCUGCUGGUCCUUCCGAGGCAGGCUCUGGCCUUGUCCCCAGCUAUCUCUUUAGCUCCACCCAGCUCCUGCCAACCUCUCAGGAGGAGAUAAGGCCUGAAAACCUUAGUACCCACCCUGUACCUGACCUGCCAUGUGGCCAGGGUCUCCCUGAGCCAAAUAACAGCAUCCAAGUCAAGAAAGUGGAGCUAGCUCACCUCCUCCAAAAGAUGCUGCAGGUCCUUCAGGCUGAGCAGGAACAGCUGCAGGGGGCGACCCAGGAGUGGGCCAGGCGUGGGGCUGCUCUGGAGGCUGCAGUGGGCCAGGCCUGUGCACCCCAUGAGCUAGAGCGGUUCAGCGGGUUCAUGGCUGACCUAGAGCGGGUGCUUGGCCUCCUUCUACUGCUUGGCAGUCGCCUGGACCGCGUGCGCGGUGCCCUGGCUCGGGCUGUUGCAGACUGUGACCCUGAUGAACAGGCCUCUCUCCUGCAGCGACUGGGGCUCCUGGAGCAGCAGCAGGAAGAUGCCAAGGAGCUGAAGAGGCACGUGGCACGGUGCGAGCGUGCCCUGCGGGAGGUGCUGGUGCAGGCCCUGUCAACUGCAGAGCUGCACGCCUACAGUGCCCUGCUGGUGGGCAAGGCCACGGUCCUGGCCCAGCAACGCAGCUUGGACAAGUGGGUCCGACUCCAGGAUCAACUUGACACCGUCAGGAGUAAUGUGGAAAGAUCUGAAGCUAUCUUGUUUACAAACUACAGAUCCAAACUGUGCCUGACUAGAGCAGAAGAGGGAUGGCAGUUGCUAGGAAGACUGGAGAGAAUAGGCCUGAAGACAGGAGGAAUCGGGGGGAUGCUGGGCCCUCAACGCUACUGCCCCCAUGCCCCAAUUCCUAACUGUUUCAGUGACUGUCACACAACAGAAGCCUAGGCCUGGUUGGCGGAGUCCAGUUCUCCUUUGCUGUUCUUACCCAAGCCCACAGCCCCACAGUGGCAGUAGGGUACUGCUUCCCUUCAAGACUCCAGGGAUAGAGAAUUUCCCCAAAUGGAAAACAGGUUCAGUUACUUUGCUGCCUAAUAACCCUGACAAAUGUCCAGUACACUCGGAUUUUCCAGUACAUUCAUUCCAAGACCCAGAAAGAACUUUCUUCCUCUUUCAAUUAUGUUAUGAAAACGGAGUUUAUCCAACUCUCCUUUGGAAACCCCACUGGGUCCCCCAGGCUUGAGGAGGCAGUUGGGGCUGGGAGCUGAAGCUCAGGCUUAGGGGACUUGGAGGCCUACCAUGCAGGGGAUGAGAACCCGGAGAGGCAGUUCCACUUGUGUGCUAGAGAUGCUGAUCUGGGGACGGGCUAGGGUUGGGAGUCAGGAAUUAGGGGCUGGAGUGGUAUAAACAUGACUCAUACUCCCCUUUAUUUGUGCAUCAGCCCUGUGUACACAGCAUCAAUGUUAAGUUCUCAAAUAUGCAUGUGAAAAUCUGCUUUAGUGUUUGUAGCUGCAAGUCUAGGGAGAAGAUAAUGCUGAAAGAGUAAUCUGGGGUCAUGACUGGAUUACCUUAAAUUCCAGUUUGGUCUUUUUCCUAUUUGCAGUAGAAUGUCACUGAAAGCUUUCUUUCUUAUUAUUUCUUUUUUAAAAGUAGUUUUAAUUAUCUUCAGAUUGUAAAAUAAUAUUUUCCUAAUUCUCAAUAGUUUCUAAAAUAUAAAGACUAGAGAACAUGUUAGAGAACCACUUUCAAAAUUGUUAGGUUUAUUCUGUGUGGGGGUUUUCUGUAUACAUCCGUAAAUAUAUUCACAGUCCUAUAUACCAUUCUAUACACAUAGAAUUAGACCACACACACAUUAUUUCAUAACCCAUGUUUCUUUAUUGCCUGCAGUUACCAGUGCUUGUGGUGAACAGAGGGAGGAGGGAGUCUUGGAGGGGUUGAUCUCAGGGUCGCUGGAAAAGGUGGUGAGGGUCAUCAAGCUAGGGCGGUGGGGACAGAUAGGGAGGGGAGCCAAAGGUCACAGUUAAUAAUUGGCUGAGCUCAAACCCGAACCCCAGGCUGUCUGAUUCUGAAGUCUGUGCUCAUUUACUGUGCAAAAUUAGAUCACCAAUUGCUUAAAAUCAAUGUUCUGAAAAUUUAAUAAAUAAAAGGAAAACUUCCUCAAAUAAAAAUCACCUUAAAUCUUUACACUUGUGCAUCUGUACAUUCUCUA
Messenger RNA from Manis pentadactyla (Chinese pangolin), 4683 nucleotides. RefSeq names its product protein Shroom1. Gene Ontology annotation, biological process: cell morphogenesis; actin filament bundle assembly. Gene Ontology annotation, molecular function: actin filament binding. The record is from RefSeq and is a predicted model, not a curated record. Gene Ontology annotation, cellular component: adherens junction; apical junction complex; cortical actin cytoskeleton. NCBI's taxonomy places the organism in Eukaryota, Metazoa, Chordata, Mammalia, Pholidota, Manidae.